AACCAAUCAGCACGGACCACUAGAGAUGAGUUAUUGACUCCACAUUGCAUGACUGUGGUGUGUGGCGGCAAAGAGGAAAUAUGCUGGAUGCAGGAUCGAGAAGGGUCCUGGGAUGGCUGAGGCUGUUGGCCGGCCUAAGUCUGCUUCUCUGCCUAGUGGGGGAGACAGGGGCCAAGAGGGUCCCCAAAAUCCCCCGCUGUCCUGUCACCUGCUCCUGCACCAAAGACAGUGCCUUCUGUGUGGAUACCAAGGCUAUCCCCAAGAGCUUUCCCCCUGGGAUCAUCUCUCUGACAAUGGUGAAUGCAGCCUUCACUACAAUCCCAGAGGGAGCCUUCUCCCACCUGCACCUGCUGCAGUUCCUUCUUCUGAACUCCAAUACCUUCACUGUGGUUGCUGAUGAUGCCUUUGCAGGUCUGUCACACCUGCAGUACCUAUUUAUAGAGAACAAUGAUGUCCAAGCCUUGUCAAAGCAUACCUUCAGAGGGCUCAAAUCCUUGACUCACCUUUCUCUGUCAAAUAAUAACCUGCAGUUCCUUCCACGAGAACUCUUCAAAUAUCUUGAUAUUUUGACAGACUUAGACCUGCGGGGUAACUCGUUCCGCUGUGACUGUAAAAUCAAGUGGCUGGUGGACUGGAUGGAGAAGACCAACACCUCUGUCCCUGCCAUCUACUGUGCCAGCCCAUUUGAGUUCCAAGGCCGCAGAAUUCAUGAUCUCACCCCACGAGACUUCAACUGUAUCAGCGCAGACUUUGCAGUUUAUGAGACUUUUCCCUUCCAGUCUGUGUCAGUGGAGUCCUAUGAAUUCAACGACAAUCAGUUUGUGGCCUUUGCCCAGCCUGAUACUGGGUUCUGUACACUGUUUGUAUGGGAUCAUGUGGAAAUGGUCUUCCGGAGGUACCAUAAUAUAACAGCUCGCUCCGCUGUCUAUUGCAAGCCUGUGGUCAUAAACAACACUCUUUACAUGGUUGUGGCUCAACUUUUUGGAGGAUCCCACAUCUACAAGUGGGAAGAGGACCCACAGCGAUUUGUGAAGAUCCAGGACAUUGACACCACACGUGUGAGGAAACCCAACUUUGUUGAGACCUUCCAGCUGGAUGAUGAGUGGUACUUUGCCGUGGCAGACAGUUCCAAGGCAGGCUCUACGAGCAUAUACCGCUGGAACAGCAACGGUUUCUACUCCCAUCAAUCCCUUCAUCCCUGGCAUCGUGACACCCAUGUGGAGUUCCUAGAUGUGGAAGGGAAGCAGCGUCUCAUUCUCUCCAGUGCCUCCCAGCCCCCAGUGGUUUACCAGUGGAACCGCAGCCUGCGCCAGUUUGCCUUUCAUUCCCAAAUCACUGAGACUUUCGACGUGCAGAUGGUCAAGCAUUUCUGGGUGCGCAACGUCCUCUACCUUUGCCUUACACGCUUCAUUGGUGACUCCAAGAUUCUCCGAUGGGAGGGGCAGCGCUAUGUUGAGAUUCAGACCUUGCCCUCACGUGGCUCCAUGGCUGUGUAUCCAUUCACUGUGGGUCCCCGCCAGUAUCUUCUCCUAGGGAGUGAUUUCUCCUUCUCUCGAGUUUACCUGUGGGAUGACCUCACCCAGCGCUUCCAGCCCUUCCAGGAGCUCAACAUGAGAGCACCCCGGGCCUUCAGCUUGGUGUCAGUGGACAACAAAGACAUGCUGCUGGCAGCCAGCUUUAAAGGCAACACCCUAGCCUACCAGCACCUAAUAGUGGAUCUCAGUGCCAAAUAGACCAAUCCAGCCGAAUCUACAGUAUGAGACCAUUCAUUAAUCUGUGCUGUUCUUGUGGAGAAGACAUCUAAGCCAUGCAACUAAAUGCCUGUUAAAUUGGCAAAACAAAAUGUAAUAGUACUAAUGAACAGGAAAUGCAUGAUAUUUUCUGAUGUGUCUGAUUGAAUCAAUUAAAACUAGAUGUGUAAUGACAGAACAUAUCACCAUAAGUAAUACAUAGUACAUCACUAUGCAACAUCACUACUUACUUGACCUACCAUUCAUUUAUGCUAUGUGGGAAAUAUAAUGGGAGGUUCCAAUGCAGAUAUAGUACAAAUAUAAGUAACAUCAGAUUAUGUGAAAUGCAUGUGCAUCUACUGAACUUUUCUAUUGGAUGUUAUAAAAUCCUUUAAUUCAUGAAUAUCAAUAUAGGAAAAUAACUGUUCACAUCAAAUAGUUGGACAUUCUAUGAAAUGAUAGUUAAGAUAUUUUGUUCAAAGCAAUACUGUAAUCUGCAUGCCAUAAUGUUCUCUUUACAGUAGAUAAUCUUUUAUAAAAUUAUUCUGUAUACAUUUUAUAUUGCAUCAAGGUAAUAAUAGCAAUACGUGUUAAUAGGUUUCGCUCUGUUGAUCCUGAAUGAUACCAAUAUAUUUUUGUUUAAUUACAAUGCAUGUGUACAUGGAAGGUUGUCAAGCUCCUGUCAUCACCGUGUGUAUGUGUGUGAUAUAUAUGUAGUUGUGAUGUCUUCACUAUUAUUCUACAAUGUAGAAAAUAGUAAAAAAAUUAAGA
Molecule: messenger RNA, 2501 nt
Organism: Salmo salar (Atlantic salmon)
Lineage: Eukaryota; Metazoa; Chordata; Actinopteri; Salmoniformes; Salmonidae
Product: leucine-rich repeat LGI family member 3
Biological process (GO): regulation of exocytosis
Cellular component (GO): synaptic vesicle
Molecular function (GO): protein binding
Source: RefSeq, a predicted model, not a curated record